UCCGCUUCAAGAAUUUAUGUGAUUUGACUUGGUUGAUUUAUUUAUUUCAUAAACAUGCUUUAGACAAGAAUUUUUGCGGUGUAGCAAUUUUUUUUUGCACUUCGAAACCAAACAAGUUUUUAGUUAUUGUAGACUAAAAUUUUGGAGCUUAUAUAUGAGAUUAGGACGACUUAAGAUAAACCAUAAUUUAUUAGUGCUUAUAAAAAGCAAAUACUUGCAUUGUUCCCCAAUUUCCUGCUGCCAUUAUUGGAGAAUAGAUAACAUUCAAUUGCUCCUAUGUGGAUUUCUUGAUGAGAUGAAAUGUUUUUUCUUCCUCAAAUAUAUGAAGUCCCAAUAAAUAUGUUGCAUUUAUAUAAGAUUAGAAGGGUGGUAGAUUUGGUAAAUUCUAUGUUAGGAAAAGACAAAAAGGGAAGGAGAGAGAACAAAAUAUUGAGUAGAUUUGCUGCACAUGGCUUGUCACAGCUGGCUUACAGCUGGCAGCCUGUGAGUGGGGGAAUUGUCCUAGGAUUCUGAAUAAAUGAUUGCAGCAGCUAGUUUGUUAGAUAGGCAGAAAUUAGUAGUGGAUAUACCACAUGGGAGAGACUAGGCCUCUCUAAGAGCCUCCAUUCUGUUUCUAUCUUUUCUGCAUUUUUUCUACAGCUUUCUACUUUUAUUUGUAACCCUAGAUCCCAUUUGAACUCUAGAGAACUUCAAAUAAAAGUCAGUAUUUUCUUAUAUCAUUCUGUUUCUGUUAUUUUUCCUAUUUAGAUAUUAAAUUGAUCCUAUCAAUUUGGUAUCUAGAGCCUUGGUUUCAUCAGUUUGUGAAUGGUCAAUACAAGGAGCAUCAUGGAAAAUAGAGUAGACACGAUGGAGCAGAGAAUGAACAAUUUUGAAGGAACCUUAGAUCAAAUCAGACUGCUGGUUAUAGAACAACAAGCGAAACCCCAAGUCACGAUGGAGCAGAUACGCCAACUGCUUCAGGAUCGACCACGAAGGACACAUAGAUAUGGGAGCGAGCACGAGUACGACGAUGAGGAAGGAAGUGAGAGAAGCACUGUGUCACGAGAUUCUCGACCCAGAACUCGUCGUCACGGUGGCGGAAAUGGGUCUAGGUUUUUGGGAAACAAACGAAGAUUGGAAAUUCCAAUCUUUAAGGGAGAUGACGCAUUUGGUUGGCUGGUUCGCGUAGAGAGAUACUUCCAUUUGAAUGGGAUACGAGUAUGUGACAAGCUAGACGCAGUGGUACUGGCUAUGGAGGAUAGAGCUUUGAAUUGGUAUCAGUGGUGGGAAGAACAAGCACCACUAAGGACUUGGGAGGAAUUUAAGAUUGCGGUGAUGAGAAGAUUUCAACCGGGUAUGAUGCAAAACCCGAUGGGCCCCCUGCUGAGUUUGAAACAAAAAGGGACUGUUGUGGAGUAUAUGGAGAAGUUUGAGAGGUUAGUAGCUCCUUUAAGAAGAGAGGAAAGAAUAAUGUUAGAUUCCAUUUUUUUGAAUGGUUUGAAGGAGGAGAUUCAGGCUGAACUAAAGCUCUAUGAGAGUCAAGGUUUAUCUGACCUCAUGGAUAGAGCAUUAUUAAUUGAAGAGAAAAAUGAAGUUUGCCAAAAGAAGGGGAGCUCGUGGAAGGAUAGAGGAGGACUGCUGAAAAUCAAAGAUCCUAUAGAAGUAGGUGGCUCUAAGAAGGAUGGUGAGAACAUCAGUGGAGGAGCAAAUGAGAGAUACAAAGGAAGGAGAUUGAAUCCUGCUGAGUUAGAGGAGAGGAGCAAGAAGGGAUUGUGCUUUAAGUGUGGUGACAAAUGGAAUCGGGAGCACAUAUGCAAAUUUAAGCAUAUGAGUUUCAAGCUGUGUGAGAUUAGUAGUGAGGAAGAAGAGGGGAAUUGGGGAGUUAGUACUCAAACUGAGGCAGUGGAGGAAUUAGUGACAGAACUCAAAACCUUACAUUUGUCACUGCAGAGCAAGCAAGGGUUCACUUCUAAUAAAUCCUUCAAGGUUUGGGCUACCGUACAAGGACAGAAGUUGAUAACCCUCAUUGAUUCAGGGGCAACUAGUAAUUUCAUUGAUGCUAGGCUGGUAGAGAGAAUGGGCAUACAGUUGAUGGAGACUCCUCCCUAUGUCAUAGAGGUGGGAAAUGGAGAGAGGGUUAAAUAUCAAGGUGUUUGUGAAGGGCUGAGUUUCAAUGUGCAAGGGGUUGACUUUAAUCAACAUUUUUUCUUAAUGGAGUUAGGUGGAGCUGAAUUGGUGUUGGGGAUGGAUUGGUUGGCCAGUUUGGGCAGCAUUGAAGCAAAUUUUGGUGUGUUAUGUCUGAAAUGGAAGCAGGAGGAGAUUGAAUAUUGUAUUUUUGGUGACCCUAUACUAAGUACCAAACAAGCUUCUAUGGAAGAAAUGUUGAAAGCCUUGAAUGAUGAAGGAAGAGGAAUGCUGGUAGAAUCUGUGCAAGCUGAAGGAGAAAAUGCAGCAGUAGAGGAUGAUGAAUGGAAGACAUUACUGGACAGGUUUGAAGAAGUAUUCCAUCUACCUAAUGGGCUACCACCUAUUAGGGAGCAUGAUCAUGCUAUCAUCCUAAAGCCUGGAGCAACUAUUCCUAAUCUGAGACCCUAUAGAUAUCCCUUCUACCAAAAAAAUGAGAUAGAGAAGAUUGUGGGUGAAAUGAAGCAGGCUGGGACUCAGUUGAAAUACAGCAGUGCAUAUCAUCCUCAGUCUGAUGGCCAGACAGAGGUGGUGAACAGAUGUUUGGAGACCUACCUGAGAUGUGUAACAGGGUUGAAGCCUAAGCAGUGGCCCAAGUGGUUAGCCUGGGCAGAAUAUUGGUACAACACCAACUAUCAUGCUUCACUUAAAACUACACCAUUUGCAGCCCUUUAUGGUAGACCCCCCCCUGUGUUAAUCAGAGGUGAUACUCCUCCUUCAGUAGUAGAUGAGGUGAAUAAGCUCACAGCUGAAAGAAACAUAAUGAUCAAGGAGCUGAAGGAUCAAUUGUGCAAAGCUCAAGAUGUGAUGAAAACUCAGGCAAAUAAACAUAGGAGGGAAGUAGAAUAUGAAGUUGGAGAUAUGGUUUUUCUAAAAAUCCAGCCUUACAAAAUGAAGAAAUUGGCCCAGAGAUUGAACCAAAAGUUGAGCCCAAGAUAUUAUGGACCUUAUGAGAUAAUCAAGAGGAUUGGUGCUGUAGCCUAUAAGCUCAAACUGCCUGAAGACACCAAGGUACAUCCUGUCUUCCAUGUAUCAUUGCUGAAGAAGGCUGUAAUUCCUUCUGUUAUGCCCCAACCAUUACCCUCCUGCAUGAAUGAAGACUGGCAGCUUGAGCCCUUGCCUGAGAAAGUUAUGGAAGAAAGGAGGAAUAAGCAGGGUGAACUGGAGGUGUUGAUCAAAUGGAAAACAUUGCCAGAUUUUGAAAACUCUUGGGAACUAGUGAGUAAGAUAAAAGAAGAGUUUCCAGACUUUAUCCUUGAGGUCAAGGAUAGUUUUGAAGGGGAGGGAAUUGGUAGAUUUGGUAAAUUCUAUGUUAGGAAAAGACAAAAAGGGAAGGAGAGAGAACAGAAUAUUGAGUAGAUUUGCUGCACAUGGCUUGUCACAGCUGGCUUACAGCUGGCAGCCUGUGAGUGGGGGAAUUGUCCUAGGAUUCUGAAUAAAUGAUUGCAGCAGCUAGUUUGUUAGAUAGGCAGAAAUUAGUAGUGGAUAUACCACAUGGGAGAGACUAGGCCUCUCUAAGAGCCUCCAUUCUGUUUCUAUCUUUUCUGCAUUUUUUCUACAGCUUUCUACUUUUAUUUGUAACCCUAGAUCCCAUUUGAACUCUAGAGAACUUCAAAUAAAAGUCAGUAUUUUCUUA
Messenger RNA from Vicia villosa (hairy vetch), 3799 nucleotides. RefSeq lists its product as uncharacterized. The record is from RefSeq and is a predicted model, not a curated record. Bases 805 to 3522 code for a protein of 905 amino acids. NCBI's taxonomy places the organism in Eukaryota, Viridiplantae, Streptophyta, Magnoliopsida, Fabales, Fabaceae. Gene Ontology annotation, biological process: DNA integration. The transcript has a single exon. Gene Ontology annotation, molecular function: nucleic acid binding.